UGUCUGCUACGAAUCUCAAAUUAAACAGCUAGAAGUGAAGAAUUGAAGUAAGCAAGAUGGUGAACCUGAUUUUAUAUGGCACUGAAUCCAGUCCGCCGGUUCGGGCCGUUUUGCUGACCCUGCGCGCCCUGAAACUGGAGCACGAGUUCCGCCCACUGGACAUGCAGGCGGGGGAUCAUCUGAAGCCGGAAAUGUUGCGCAAGAAUCCCCAGCACACGGUGCCCAUGUUGGAGGAUGGUGAGGAGUGCAUCUGGGACUCGCAUGCCAUCAUUGGCUAUCUGGUGAACCAGUAUGCCCAGUCGGAUGAGCUCUAUCCCAAGGAUCCGCUGCAGCGGGCUGUGGUGGAUCAGCGGUUGCACUUCGAGACCGGUGUCCUUUUCCACGGCAUCUUCAAGCAGUUGCAACAGGCUCUGUUCCGAGAUAAUGCCACCGAGGUGCCCAAGAAUCGAUUGGCCGAACUGCGGGAUGCCUACGCCUUGUUGGAGCAAUUUUUGGGGCAGAAUCCCUAUUUGGCCGGUCCACAGUUGACCAUCGCCGACUUUAGCAUUGUGGCCACGGUGAGCACCCUGCACCUGAGCUACUGCCCCGUGGAAGACUCUAAAUACCCGAAGUUAUCCGCCUGGCUGACACGGCUUUCCGAAUUGCCCUUCUAUGAGGAGGAUAACCUAAGAGGAGCCCGCCUACUGGCCGAUCGCAUCCGCGCCAAACUGCCCAAGCAGUUCGACAAACUGUGGCAAAAGGCAUUCGAGGACAUCAAGAGCGGAGCCGGAAAACAGUGAUCAGUUUGUUCCCUUUUAACCUGAUGUUAAGCAAUAUUUAAAGAGUUUACAGUUUUGUAAAUAAAAACUUUUUUCGAA
Messenger RNA from Drosophila rhopaloa, 857 nucleotides. It is a transcript of the gene GstE10, whose product is annotated as glutathione S-transferase 1. Gene Ontology annotation, molecular function: glutathione transferase activity. Bases 57 to 779 code for a protein of 240 amino acids. The record is from RefSeq and is a predicted model, not a curated record. Lineage: Eukaryota; Metazoa; Arthropoda; Insecta; Diptera; Drosophilidae. The transcript has a single exon. Gene Ontology annotation, biological process: glutathione metabolic process.